Sipha flava (yellow sugarcane aphid) is the source of this 1865-nucleotide messenger RNA. It is a transcript of the gene Eogt, whose product is annotated as EGF domain-specific O-linked N-acetylglucosamine transferase. Gene Ontology annotation, cellular component: endoplasmic reticulum lumen. The transcript is spliced from 10 exons. Gene Ontology annotation, molecular function: protein N-acetylglucosaminyltransferase activity. NCBI's taxonomy places the organism in Eukaryota, Metazoa, Arthropoda, Insecta, Hemiptera, Aphididae. The record is from RefSeq and is a predicted model, not a curated record. Bases 366 to 1865 code for a protein of 499 amino acids.
AGCGUACCUAUACGGUUAUAUGCAAUAAUUUUGAGAACCCCUCCUAGAAAUCAAACCGUCAGCUGACACCUCCACCGUUUGAACCAUUGUAAACAUGGCCCGUCCGUGAAACUAGCUGUAGUAGGCGCCCGUCGCACCGUAAUCCGCGGAUUAUACGGUUUAGCGCGCGCAUUGACCGAUUUCCGCGUCGCGCCGAUGCCCGCCAACGACAUGGCAUUGGAGCACCGCCUACAACGGCGUGACUAACGUUUGUAAAGUCACUACGCGGACCGUUGAAUCCAACCGUGACGACCGACGAUGACACCGACGCCACCGUGGCCGCACGACGUAUAACUAACUGUUCGGCUGUCAUCCAAUGCGCAGCCAUGUUGUACCUGAAGAUCAUAGCCAUUUCGUGCUGUGUCGUUCUGUGGAACAGCGCUGUCCGACCGACCGCGGCAUCGGUCGAUUUGGACGUCCACCCGGAACACUUGCCCUACAUACUGUUCUCCGAAGACCGCAACUCGACCCACUGCUGGGGCUAUGAGAGUAACUGUGACACACAACACCGCUACUCGGAUCCUGUGUGUCCGGGUCCAGACAAUGGCUGGGCACCUUCCAAACAAGCCCAGAUAGGCAUUUUCUACGAUCAAGGGGAUUUUGGCUAUGUAAGACAGCAGCGAGAAGAAAUCACAUACAUGUGUGAGCCAACAGAUCAAGAUGAUUCAUCAUUAGAAUGCACAAAUCAUUUAAAGUUUUGUCGUGGUCGUAAUAUCAUGAUUAAUUUCACAAAUACAUUGAAUAAAAAUCGUCCAGUUCGAUAUCAAAUGGAUGUACUAAAUGAAGGGCAAAUUGGUGGAAAGUGCAAGUUUCAUAAAGAAAAAUUGGAUGCUCAGUGUGAUCAUCUAAGCCCAUUACAAUCGUGGAGUCCAGAACUAAGAUUUUUCAUUCCAAUAAAUCAUUAUCCUGGAAAAUGUGAUCUUAUUAUAACUGAACCAACUGUUAUUAUGAAAAUAGAUGCAACUGUCAACAUGUACCAUCAUUUUUGUGAUUUUUUGAAUUUGUAUGCAUCUCAGCAUAUGAAUAACUCAGGAUCCAACAUGUUUUCCAAAGAUAUACAUGUAUUAAUUUGGGAGUCAUUAGCUUAUGAAUCUGCAUUUAGUGAAACUUUUGAAGCAUUUACAAUUUAUCCAGUAUGGAAUUUAAACACUUUUAGAGGACAAGUUGUUUGUUUUAAUAAUAUUGUUUUACCAUUGCUACCACGUAUGAUAUUUGGAUUAUAUUACAAUACUCCUUUGAUUGAUGGAUGUGAGAAAAGUGGAUUGUUUAAAGCAUUUUCUCAGCAUGUAUUAUAUCGUUUAAACAUUCAUCAAACACCAGAUAUCAAUAAAAAAAUUAGGAUAACAUUUUUGUCUAGAAACACAAAAUAUAGAAAUGUAUUGAAUGAAAAUGAAUUAAUAGCUGCUUUAAGUAAUGAACCUAAUUAUGAAGUAAAAAAGGUAAUUUAUAGUAGUAAAUACUUAACAUUCAAGGAGCAAAUUCGAAUAACUUAUAAUACGGAUAUUUUUAUUGGAAUGCACGGUGCAGGAUUGACACAUCUUCUAUUUUUACCAGAUUGGGCAGUAUUAUUUGAAUUAUAUAAUUGUGAAGAUGAACAUUGUUACAAGGACUUGGCUCGUCUGAGAGGUGUCAAAUAUAUAACUUGGCGAGAUAUGAAUAAAUUAAAAAUGGAAGAUAAAGGAAAUCAUCCAGACCAGGGUGCACAUGCCAAGUUUACUAAUUAUUCAUUCGAUAAAAGUGAAUUCUUAGAUUUAGUGAAAGAAGGUGCUAAACAUGUACAAAACCAAAAAUACGGUUAUAGUCCUGAAACACAUAAUGAAUUGUAA